AUGGCCAUCUCACAGACUCCGUCUCGCAUAACCGUCCAGCCAAUUGUCCCUGCUGCGGACUCGGAUGUUGACUUUGGCGCUACUAUAAGCAACGCUGAUAUUGAGAAUCUCACUGAUGCCGACUUUGAUGUCAUCCGUGAAGCUCUCUUCAAGCACCAAGUUCUCGUAAUCAAGAACCAGGGACAUGCAUCUCCCAAGGCACAGUUUGAGAUUACACAAAAGUUCGACCCUGACUCUGGUGAGAACUACGGUCACGGCAAGACCCUGGACGCCAAGCGCUCCAUUCUGCACCCUGACCUGAAGACCAUCCCGCACCAGCCUCAAGUCCAAGUCAUUGGCAAUGGCUUCGUCGAGGAGUACGAGGGUCUGAAGAACAUCCAGCUCAGACACCCUCACCACCGCACAUUCCACGCUACAAUCAUCCCUGAUGAGGAUGACCUGGAUUUCACACGUUUCUACCGCUGGCACAUCGAUGCCGCGCUCUACGGUCUCGCACCGCCCGUCGCCACGACUCUCCUGGCAGUUCGUGUGCCCGGCGGCCGCAAGCAAACCCUCCGCUACGACGACGGCACCGACGAAGAGAUGACGGUCCCUCUUGGUACCACAGCCUUCGUGUCCGGUUACGCAAUGUACGACAACCUCUCGCCCGAGGACCAGGAGUUCGUCCGCACGACAAAGGUGGAGUACGCACCGCAUCCCUACGUGUGGAUGAGCAGCGCCAAGUCCCGCUCCACCGGUCUGGGCAUGGUCUCGGAGGGCAAGGAGGUCCCGCUCGACGACCUGCCCCCCAUCGACGAGGAAAAGAUCCAGAUCCUGCCCAUGUGCUGGCGGAACCCCGUCACGGACCGGCUAGCGUUGCAGGUCCACCCCUCGGCGGUGCGGAAGCUGCACUUGGCGGACGGCACCGUGGUGGAGGACCUCGCCGAGGUGCGGGAGACGGUGCACCGCCUGCAGCGGCCGGGCAUCUCGCCCAAGAACGUGUAUGCUCACGACUGGGAGCAGGGCGACUUUGUCAUUUUCCACAACCGCGGCGUGAUCCACUCCGUGGUGGGCGCCUUUGCGGAAGAUGAGGUGCGGUUGUUCCGGCAGUGCAACAUUGCCGCCGCCCGGCUUCCUCAGGGACCUGUCGAAGUUGCCGCGGCUGUGUAG
Colletotrichum abscissum is the source of this 1149-nucleotide messenger RNA. Its product is annotated as TfdA family Taurine catabolism dioxygenase TauD. Lineage: Eukaryota; Fungi; Ascomycota; Sordariomycetes; Glomerellales; Glomerellaceae. The record is from RefSeq and is a predicted model, not a curated record. The coding region runs from base 1 to 1149 and encodes 382 amino acids. Gene Ontology annotation, molecular function: oxidoreductase activity. The transcript has 2 exons.